UGUCAGAGAAACUGAAGUCCCUGAAGUCUGAGGCAAGAAGUCAAGGGCAGAACCCUGGUGGUCAAGCACCUUGACAAGGAGGGGAGUGAAGGGUUAAAAUAGCAGGAAGGUUGAAGCAAUGGGGAUGGGGGAGGGGGCACUGUCAGCUUGGCAGUAAGAAGUUCCCUGCCCACUCCUGCAGGUUCCAUCGGGCUUCGGGGACAUGAGAAGUGGGAAGGGGCUCCCAAAUCCGGGCCCCAGGGGGCGUCCAUGCACAUGGGGGAGGUAGCAGCGCGGAGCUAUCCCCGCCAUGUCACAUGCGCUCACACACACACAGACAGGCACACACGUGUGCCCGGGUAUAUAUAGUCCCCAGUCGCUGGGCCUGUCGCUCUGCAGUGGGCGCCGGCUUCCUGGGCUGGGAAGGGGCUCUCGAGGGGUGGGGCAGGAUGCUGGAUGGUCAUUUAUUCUCCGAGGGGCCUGACAGCCCCCGGGAGCUCCAGGAUGAGGAGUCUGGAAGCUGCCUCUGGGUGCAGAAAUCCAAGCUGCUGGUGAUCCAAGUGAAGACUAUUUCCUGUCAUUAUAGUCCCCGCGCCCCUCCUCGACAGACCAUGGACUUCCAGGCCGGCCACUGGAUCCGCGAGCCCCAGAGCCACACGUGUGGGCCGCCCUAUGUGGCUCCACCUUCUUACGAAGGGCCCCACAGGACUCUGGGGGCGAAACGAGGCCCCGAGCCCUCCCAGGCGCCCGUCUCAGCAGCCCCUGCUCAGAAUCCGGCCAGGACCGAGGGAGGGGGCACAAAGAAAAGGCUGGAUCCUCGGAUUUACCGGGACGUCCUCGGGGCUUGGGGUCUUCGGCAGGAGCGGGGUCUCUUGGGGGGAUCCCCAGGCUGUGGAACGGCUAGGCCGAGGCUGGAGCCCCGCCGGGGGGCCGCAGAGAAAAGCCUGGGGCCGGCUGCUGCUGGCCGGAACAGUGGCGGCGACGGCCACCCCCGCGCCAAGACUGCCGGGGACCCAGGCGGGGCGACGGCUCCUGCGGGGUCUGCCACGGAGACUCCCAGCCCCCCGCGUCCCGCCUCCAGGUCCAGGCCCCAUCUCCAGGGCCCCAGGGAAGGGAAAGAAGGUAGAGAACAGAGCUGGCACCCCAAGUCCUGGAUUCCCUCCCCUAAAAAGCAUCCGCCUCCACAUAGCCAGACCCUCCCCAGACCCUGGGCUCCAGGAGGCACGGGGUCGAGAGAGCCCCUGGGUCGUAGAGGGAGGGCCGGCCCCUGGGAGGGUUGGCAGGCCACCCGCCGCGCCCACACCCUGCCCCGCAGCUCCAGCGGCCCUGCUCGUGGAGAAGGUAUUUUUGUCAUUGACGCCACGUGCGUGGUGAUAAGGUCCCAGUACGUCCCGACCCCUCGAACCCAGCGCGUGCAGCUUUUGCCGGCUGGGGUGCCACGCACUGUGGGCGAUGCCCCCAGCCCACCGAAGCCCAGCAAGGAGGAGGGGGAGGCGGCCGCGGCCUUGCCUUCCCCUUGCCAAAAGCUGCUGUCGAGCAGCCGCCUUUCACAACAGCCACACGGGGGGCGCGGGUUCGAAGCUGAGGGCGGGAAGCCCGCGGAUCCCUCUUUGGAGGAGCGCGCCUCCCGCAUCUUGGGGCUCCCGGUGGACGAAGUCAACCUGCAAGACGCCCCCACGCAGCCAGGUAGCCUGGGGCGCUCAGUCUCCGGCCCAGCGGCUUCAGGAGGUGCGAAUAUCGCCGAGGGCUCGGGGGGAUCCCGCAUCCGCCGCCACACCGCCCCUGACUCGGACUCGGAUGAAGCUGCGGAGCUCAGCGCCCAGAGCAGCUCCUCUGAUGGAAGCGACACGGAAGCCUCCGGCGCCCCCUGGCGGAGUGAGCGAGCCGGGUGCCGAGAGGGCGGGAAGACCACACAGCGGCACGACAGUAUCCGAGAGAUUCUGGAUGUCAUCAGCCAAACCGGGGAGGCCCUUUCUGGAGAGAGGAACACGACGGGGGCCCCACGGAGAAGUAGGGAGCGGCAGUGAGAGGCUCUCUGUUGUAUUUGUGCUUCCCAACCCAUCCAUCCUUGGGCCCACUGGCCCCCUUACUUCCUCACAGGCUUCCUUGUACCCCUCACCUACACCGGUUCCCAUAACCCAAAAAGAAGCCGCCCGAAUGAAAGGAAAGGGAACAUAUGCUGAUUUGUAAUUUUAAAAAAAUCCUCACCCUAGGAUAUUUUCCCAUUGAUUUUUAGAAAGAGUGGAAGAG
Myotis brandtii (Brandt's bat) is the source of this 2229-nucleotide messenger RNA. It is a transcript of the gene DDN, whose product is annotated as dendrin. The coding region runs from base 297 to 2006 and encodes 569 amino acids. The record is from RefSeq and is a predicted model, not a curated record. NCBI's taxonomy places the organism in Eukaryota, Metazoa, Chordata, Mammalia, Chiroptera, Vespertilionidae. The transcript is spliced from 4 exons.